Molecule: messenger RNA, 611 nt
Organism: Cyprinus carpio (common carp)
Lineage: Eukaryota; Metazoa; Chordata; Actinopteri; Cypriniformes; Cyprinidae
Product: myotrophin
Exons: 7
Coding region: 162-518 (118 amino acids)
Biological process (GO): regulation of barbed-end actin filament capping
Cellular component (GO): cytoplasm; nucleus
Molecular function (GO): protein binding
Source: RefSeq, a predicted model, not a curated record
GAGCUGGUGGGUGUGGACGGGGACUCUUAUUCUGAAGUGUGUGUAGGCGCUGGUGUGAUAGCGGAAGUUCGUGCCGCUGAUAGCUGCAGUUCAGGCGGAUCCCGUCAGUGUCUGAUCACAAACUUUCUGUCAAACCCGAAAAACACACGGAAUCCGGUGACAUGGGGGAUAAGGAGUUGAUGUGGGCUCUGAAGAAUGGAGAGCUGGAUGAGGUGAAGGCUCUGCUGGUGAAGGCUGAGGAUGUGAACAGGACUCUGGAAGGAGGCCGGAAGCCGCUUCAUUACGCUGUGGACUGCGGUCAGGCCGAGAUGGUGGAGUUUCUGCUGUCUAAAGGAGCCGAUGUGAACGCUCCAGAUAAACACGGCAUCACCCCGCUGCUGUCCGCCACUUACGAGGGUCACGUGAGCUGCGUGAAGAUUCUUCUAGAAAAGGGUGCUGAUAAGGAACGGAAAGGUCCGGAUGGUCUCAGCGCGUUCGAGGCGGCCGAGAGCGAGGCCAUCAGAGAUCUACUGAAGUGAGUCGGACGCUGCCGGCAGCGGAGAGGUUCUGACCACAACCACUGGAUCCAGCAAACACACACACACACACACACACAUACACACACACACACA